Penicillium argentinense is the source of this 372-nucleotide messenger RNA. Its product is annotated as splicing factor 3B subunit 5 family protein. The record is from RefSeq and is a predicted model, not a curated record. Bases 1 to 372 code for a protein of 123 amino acids. NCBI's taxonomy places the organism in Eukaryota, Fungi, Ascomycota, Eurotiomycetes, Eurotiales, Aspergillaceae. Gene Ontology annotation, biological process: mRNA splicing, via spliceosome. The transcript is spliced from 2 exons. Gene Ontology annotation, cellular component: U2 snRNP; precatalytic spliceosome.
AUGGCUGACAAGCUUCGGACCACGCAAAAUCUCGAGGCCCUCCAGGCCAAGCACGUCGGAACCGGACACGCCGAUACCACCAAAAAAGAGUGGUUCGAUAACAUCGUGCGUGACACCGCCCACUCCUUCAUCGGCCACCAGCCCCUGCUGGAGCUCACUGCCCUCGGUAUGGGUCUUCACCCCGAGGAGGUUCGCAUGGAACAGUACGAGCACCUCAUCCGGGGCUGGGUUCCCUCCGAGACUGCUGAGGUAAACGUCGGACAAGAAGAACUCGACUACCUAAUGGCAGUUGAGAUGCAGAAGCAGCAGGAGGCAUUGGCCUCGGCCAAUGCCACCACUACCGACGACAUCGCCAAUGGCGCCACCAAGUAA